AUGGAGUACUGGCAGAAACUGGACAAAUUGGCAGUCAGUGAACAGGCUCUUGUGGCAGCAGCUAACAUGUUCUCCUCGCAGAUUCCUACAACACUGGAAAAGUACAAGAAGAUUCUGGAGGCAGUACAUGUAUUAGAAGUGAAGCUUCAGGUUGUACGGCAUUGGACUCCAGAUGAUCCGGAAUGGCAAUGUGCUGGCAGGCUCGUGGCCAUGCAGAAAUAUCAGAGGGCCUUAGAUCGUUUGGAGGGGCUUGUUGUGGCUUGCAUGUUCGAGCUGACAAAAAUGAAUUGCUCGCAGACAGCUUUGAACAACUAUAAUACCACUGCCAAAGCUCUGCGACCACCUUGUCCUACCCCAGACCGGAAGCAGGUUGUAGAGUACGCUUUUCUUGCAGACUUUGACCUCCUGUGGGACGCAUGGCAGGAUAUAACAAAUGCAUACAUGUGUGCAUGCGGAGACCAAGUUCGCGCAACCAAUCUCCCUCUGGCCCUCCAAAUUGGCAUACACCAGAUGGAGCGCGGGUGCUUUAACAAAUACCAUGUUUCCCGCCUACUCAAAAUAUUGCAACUACCAGGUUUUACUGGUACAAUCUGUCCUGGUGAAAGUGUCGACAUCAGACCUAGAGAAAGUGCUAGCAAGGCUUCAGCACACACCCCCUUGGUAACAACUGCAAUUGACAGCCAAGAAGGCCUUGAGGAUGAAGAGGAGGACAAGGAGGAUGCCAUAGAAAUAUCCUCGGCCUUUGAACGUAUUGUACACAUCUCUGGUGAUAGCUGA
Messenger RNA from Serpula lacrymans var. lacrymans S7.9, 777 nucleotides. RefSeq lists its product as uncharacterized. The record is from RefSeq and is a predicted model, not a curated record. Bases 1 to 777 code for a protein of 258 amino acids. Lineage: Eukaryota; Fungi; Basidiomycota; Agaricomycetes; Boletales; Serpulaceae. The transcript has 6 exons.